Talaromyces stipitatus ATCC 10500 is the source of this 796-nucleotide messenger RNA. RefSeq lists its product as uncharacterized. Bases 1 to 744 code for a protein of 247 amino acids. The transcript is spliced from 2 exons. The record is from RefSeq and is a predicted model, not a curated record. Lineage: Eukaryota; Fungi; Ascomycota; Eurotiomycetes; Eurotiales; Trichocomaceae.
AUGACCCCUAAAUUAUAUAAAGAAGAGGAGGAAUUGAUUGCAAAGGCCCUCAGUGCGUGUCAACACGAAAUAAAGCCGAAUUUUAGCAAAUUAUCGCGUGAAUAUGGGGUGUCUCGCAAAAAACUGUCCCGUCGGUGGCAUGGCUUACCCUCUCGCUCAACACGCCCACCUACGAGGCGCCUACUAUCUCUAGAUCAAGAAAAGGCACUUAUUCUAUGGAUUGAGUAUCUAGAUAAUAUAGGCGCGCCUCCUACGAAUCAGCAAAUUGAAGAAAGUGCGAAUUAUUUGCUCGGCAAAGAUUUCAGUGGUCCAGGAGAGGCCCCUCGUGCCGGAAAAAAUUGGGUACACGAUUUUAUCAAGCGCCUGCCAAAACAAUAUGUACGAAUCGUUCAAAAACCUCAAGAAAAGGAACGUACCGUUGCAGAGCAUUAUGGUGAGGUUGAGCGCUGGUUUAUUGACCUCGAGCUCGCUAUACAACAAUACAAAAUUCGCCCUCAAAAUCUGUGGAACUUCGACGAGACUGGAUUCAUUGUUGGACAAGGAAAAGAUGAAGUGGUGGUAACAGCAUAUCCAAAAACAUCAAAAAGGUACCGGCAUAUAAAAGAUGACGACUGGCUAGUUGCACCUGCUUCGAAUGGAUUUAUCACAGAUGAGAUCGCAUUCAAAUGGCUUCACACUUUGACCACUUCUCUAGGCCUGGGGCCUUCCCGGAUUGGCGGUUACUUCUUAUGGAUAAUUAUAUAACUUAUCUUACUAUAUAGUUUGUGCAAUAUUGUGAAAUUUGGUACAUUCGCCC